AUGGGGGGGGGGGAGUGGGUGGGGGGGGGGGGGGGUGUGGGACGGGGGGGGGGGGGAUGGUGCGGUGGGGGGGAGUGGGGGAGGCGGCAGGGGGGGGGCGGGGAGGGGUUGGUGGGGGGGGGUGGGGGGGGGGGGGUGGGUGGGGGGGGGGCUCGGGGGGGAGUUGGGGGGGGGGGGCGGGUGGGGUGGGGGGGGUGUAGGGGGAGGGGGGGGAGGUGGGGUGCGGUUGGGGGCGAGGGGUGGGGACGGGACAGGCGCGGUGGGGGGUGGCGGCGGGGGGUGGAGAGGGGGGAGGUGGCUGGGAUGGUGGGAGGGGGAGCGGGGACGUGGGUGGGGGGGGGGGGGGGGGCGCGGUGGGGAAAGGGGAGUGGGGGGGGAGGGGGUGGGCGGGGGGUGGGGUGUGGUGUAGGGGCGGGGUGUAGAGAGGGGCUGGUUGGUAUGUUUGGGUGUAGAGUGGGGGGGGGGAGGGCGGGGGUGGCGGGGGGCUGGGUGAGGGGGGGGGGCGCGGGGGGGGGGAGGGGUGGGGGGAGGGGUGGAGGGGGAGGGGGGCGGGUGGAGGGGUGGGGUGGGCGGGUGGGGGGUGGGACGGGGGUCGAGCGGCGUAGGUGGGGGGGGGGGGGGGGGGGGCGUGGGGGGGGGCGGGGGGAGGGGUGGGGUAUGGGGUGGGGGGGGGGAGCGGGCUGGGAGGGAGGCGGGGGGGGGGAGCGGUGUUGGGAGGGGGGGAGAGGGCUGGGAGGGGUGGGAGGGAGGGGGCGCGGUGGGGGGUGGGGUGUGGGGUGUGUUGUGGGUUGGGGUCAGGGUUGGGGCGGGGGGGUGCGUGGGGCCGUGGGCGUUGGGGAGAUUGGGGGGGGGUGGGGGGGGGGUGCCGGGGGAGGAGGGGGUUGUGGUGUGCGGGGGGGGGGGGGCUGGGGGGUGGCUUUGGUGGAGGGGGCUGUUCGUGGGGUGGGCGGGGGGGGGUGGUGGGGGGGGGGGGGCGGGGGGGUGAGGGGGGGAAGGGGGGGUGGGGUGUUUGGGGGGGGGGGGGGUGGGGGAGAGGGGACGGGAUUGGGAGGGGUGGUGGGUGGGGGGGGGGGGGGAAUCGGGGGAGUGGGGGGGUGGGGGGGGGGGCGAGGGGGGUGGCGGGAGGGGGGUGGGGGAGGGAGUUGGGGUGAGGGGGGGGGCGGGGGAGGGCCGGUUGGGGGGGGGGGGGGGGGGUUGGGGGGGGGGGGGGGAGGUCAGAUGGGGGGGGGGGUGGGGGUGUUUGUGGGGGAGGGGGGGGGGUCGUUGGCGGGGGGUGGGGGGGGGGUUGGGGGCGGGUGGAGGGAGGGUUGGGGGGAGGGGGGGGGGGUGGGGGGGGGGUGGGGAGGGGGGUGGGGGAGGAAGGGGGGUGGGGGAUGGGGGGGGGGGGGUGGGGGGGUGAUGGGGUGCGCGGGUGGGGGGGCGGGGUGUGGGAUGGGAGGGGGGGGGGGCGGGGGGAGUGGGUAG
Knipowitschia caucasica is the source of this 1464-nucleotide messenger RNA. The record is from the annotation of a GenBank genome assembly. NCBI's taxonomy places the organism in Eukaryota, Metazoa, Chordata, Actinopteri, Gobiiformes, Gobiidae.